UACUAUUUUGAUUACUUGCAAAACUUGUUUCAUUUCCAAGAUUAUAUUACAAAAGCAAUCAAAUACAACAUAUGUAAAAUCCAUAAUUAUAUAACUCAAUCCACAUGUGGACACAAAGAUUUAUGUCGUCCAAGUGUCAUACACGGAGCAGAAAUGCUUGACAGUUUGAGAAACAAUCACAUUCUAUAAAACAUGUUCAUCAUGUGUCACGUCUCCUCAGUAAAUAAACAACACCUUUCUGAACCAAUGACACCUGCGCGGAAACUUUAAAUUCGGACGGCGUUAGGACCUGGGGUUUCAGCUAUUGAAGUUCACAGCAUGUGAUGAAUAGUCAGCUGUGUGACUGAGCCUACUCCAUUGAAAAACACGAGGAAAGAGAACGUCACAGAUUGCUGGAAACAAUUCAAAGGCUCAACUCCCAGCUCUCCACGCCGCAGACAUGGAUUGUGGAAUCAUAACAUCGAAAACCGUCCUUUUACUUCUCAGUUUAAUAUUUUGGGCUGCUGGAGGGGCCCUUGCCUAUGUUGGUUCUUAUGUGAUCAAAAGCUACAAUAACUUUGAAGACUUUGUGGCCGAUAGGUACACCCUCGUCCCUGCAGCCAUUAUAAUUGGAGUGGCUGUGGUCAUGUUUGUCAUUGGGACUGUUGGCUGCUGUGCAACUCUGAAGGAGUCCAAAGUUGGUUUAGGCUUUUUCCUUCUCAUCAUCAUGGUAAUCUUCGCUGCUGAGGUGACUGCCUUCGUGUUUGGCUUCAUCUACAGGGGCAGAAUAAAGGGUGACUUAGAAAAGUCAAUGAGUGAUGUCUUCCAGAAGUAUGAUGGUCUCAACACUGAAUCCCAUGCAGUGGAUUACUUGCAAUCUCAGCUGCAGUGCUGUGGGGUGCAGAACUUAACAGACUGGACAGCAACACCAUGGUAUGACCAACAUAACUCCGUUCCACACUCCUGCUGUAAAGCUAACACAACACAAUGCAGUGGGCUACUCAACCAACCGGAACUUCUAAACACACAGGGAUGUGAAUCUAAACUAGAGCAGAUGCUGCAGGAUGUGCUUAGUUAUGCAAUGUUGGUAAUCUUGGGAUUUGCCAUCAUAAAGUUGUUUGGGAUGCUCAGUAUCUGUGUCAUCACCUGCAGAAGCAAAAGGAAUGAUUACCAGCCUCUGUAUGCAUGACUGGAAAAUUAAGUCUCCUGAAUCCCCCUGUGAAACUGUCUCUACACUCUAUGCUGUGCAGCUAAAGACAGCCUCACUGGCACCAUGAAGAACAGAGGUUUGAGAACGCAUAUUUUGGAAGUGUGCCAGUAUUCCAAAUAUUCCACGUUUUUUUUUAAUGCCUUUGGUUUGAAUGCAAAGUUGUAAUUUAACUUGUUUUCAUCAUGAAAUACUGACAGGAAGCCACUGAGGCAUGUUGUCAGAAAAAAGAACACUGAACAAAAAAACAUGUUGCAUUCUUAAGUGCAUCUCAUAUUUCCUCCAUAAUUUUGACGGUUAAUGUUUUCCUGCCAAAAAGGUCGAUAAUAGACCUCAACAAAUACUGUAAACUCCCUAUCUCCCCAACCCAACAGAGUUUUAGGAAAGAUUACUACAACAGAGCUUUGCCAAGUGUGUUAUAGAACCUUAUUUAGGUCAGAAUUUAGAGUUAAUAAAUGCACCUUUUAAAAAUGUUAUGUUGUUUCUGUGUGCUUUAGAAUGUACACCAUGUUAUGUUCAGUGUUUUUCUUUUUUCUGCUGUCCAAAUGAUGUCUCUUAAUUUACUGUGAAUAUUAAACUGUCAUCUGUGAUGCAAUCAUGUAUGUGUGUUAUACCCAUUAAAAUUUUGUUCAACAGAGGAAUAUUAAAUUAUAGAAAUAAAUUAAA
Myxocyprinus asiaticus (Chinese sucker) is the source of this 1852-nucleotide messenger RNA. RefSeq names its product tetraspanin-36-like. Gene Ontology annotation, cellular component: membrane. Gene Ontology annotation, biological process: protein localization to plasma membrane; regulation of vascular endothelial growth factor signaling pathway; protein maturation. The coding region runs from base 440 to 1168 and encodes 242 amino acids. Lineage: Eukaryota; Metazoa; Chordata; Actinopteri; Cypriniformes; Catostomidae. The record is from RefSeq and is a predicted model, not a curated record. The transcript is spliced from 7 exons.